This is a messenger RNA of Aethina tumida (small hive beetle), 4857 nucleotides long. RefSeq names its product dual oxidase-like. The record is from RefSeq and is a predicted model, not a curated record. Gene Ontology annotation, biological process: response to oxidative stress; defense response; superoxide anion generation. Gene Ontology annotation, molecular function: heme binding; peroxidase activity; superoxide-generating NAD(P)H oxidase activity. Gene Ontology annotation, cellular component: NADPH oxidase complex; plasma membrane. Lineage: Eukaryota; Metazoa; Arthropoda; Insecta; Coleoptera; Nitidulidae. The transcript has 17 exons. Bases 1 to 4755 code for a protein of 1584 amino acids.
AUGAUUAAAGGUACUCAGAAUACGAUAAAAGACGACACCCCCGACUACUUUGACCAGAGCUUACAAAACGUGGUCAACAGCUUAUUUAAAAAUGAAAAUGAAGUGAAUUUUGUCAGCCGAUUAAGCAAUUACGGAAAAGGAAAAAAUGCAUCCUGGUUAAUCAGAAGAGAGAAAGAUCAAAAUUUUUAUUACAAACAUGAAUUGGAAUAUGAGGGUUACGAUGGAUUCUAUAAUAAUAUGGCACGCCCUGAUUCUGGAGCAAUUGACGGACUUCUUUUAAGGAGGGUUCCAAAUGCUUAUGAGGAUGGAGUCUACAAGCCCGUCGAAGGUCGUCCAAAUCCUCUCCUCCUCAGUGAAAAACUCUUAAAAGGAAAGACUGGAACUCAGUCUGCGGUUGGCCGUAACGCCUUUAUUGUGUAUUUUGGCCAACAAGUCGUCGAAGAAAUCUUGGACGCACAAAGACCAGCUUGUCCUCCAGAAUACCUAAACAUUCCAAUACCACCCAAUCACUCUUACCGCACAACAUACAAGCAUUCGGAACUACCCGUACUCAGAACAAGGUACGACCAAAGAACUGGAUAUAGCCCCAAUAAUCCCAGACAACAAUUGAACGAAAUCACCCCGUAUCUAGACGGAAAUUUGAUUUACGGAACAACCAAACAGUGGGCUGAUCAGCUCCGUAGGGAUGAAAAUGGCAAAAUUGCACCCCAUGGUAAAUUGGCAAGUUCAUAUUCGGGAAGGUUUCCUGCCUUUAACACACAAGGGUUACCCAUGGCUAACCCACCUCCGCCCUUCUACCACGCUGACCACGUAAAGAACCACGAAACGGCCAAAGUAUCCAGAUUUUUCAAGCUGGGUAACCCCCGAGGAAACGAGAACGCCUUCCUGCUAACGUUCGGCGUGCUGUGGUUCCGUUGGCACAACCACCUAGCCGACCACAUCUCCGACCUACAUCCGUAUUGGAGCAACGACAAAAUCUUCAACGAGGCCAGAAAAUGGACCAUAGCCACCCAACAAAGAAUCGUCAUGUACGAGUGGCUCGACCAAUGGGUUCCGGGAAGCGCAGAGGCCCUUGGACCCUACAAAUACGAUCCACAUGUCGACCCUCAGAUCGACCAGUUUUUUCAGUCGGCCGCUUUCAGAUUCGGACACACGUUGGUGACGGCCGGAGUCUAUCUUAGGGAUUACAUCCGGUCCGGCUGUAAAACUAAAUUCGACGACUGGGGUAAAAACACGGUGCGUACUUGCAACAUUUAUUGGCGCCCUCAGGAACCGAUGCUGACUUUAGAAAAGGAAAAUGGGAAUGUGAUCGACAUCGACCGGCUUAUUAUGGGGAUGACGACGCAGUUUAGUGAAAGGGAAGACAACAAAAUUGUGGAGGAUUUAAGGGGAAACGUGUUUGGACCGCUAGAGUUUCCCAGAAGAGAUUUAAUGGCCAUUAAUAUCCAAAGAGGGAGAGAUCAUGGUUUACCCGACUAUAACACGGCACGUGAAGCUUAUGACUUACCCAGAAUUACCUUUGAUGACUUUUCAAAUUUCGGUCGAACUCGUCAAGAAAUUGAAGACUUAAAACAGAUGUACAACCAUGAUGAUAAAAUUAUUGAUGCAUGGGUAGGUGGAAUAUGGGAAACAACUGAAAGGGGUCCAGGACCACUGUUUUCUGCUGUUAUUCAAGAUCAGUUUAGAAGAAUUCGAAAUUCUGACAGGUUUUGGUACGAAAAUUAUAAAAUGAACAAAUUGUUCACGAAAGAAGAAGUGGACAGAAUAAAUCAAAUAUCCAUUUACGACGUGAUUAUGGCAGUAACAAAACUUGACAAAGACGACAUUCCAAAAAAUCCCUUUCGAGCCCCCGUUGAGGGAAGUGAUACAAAUCUUAUAAAUCGUUGUAAACUAUCGAAUACAGUUCGAUAUAAUAAUAUAACUUACAAAGCCUUGCCUGCAUUGAACGACGCUGCUUUAAAUGAGUCCUGCGUUCAGGGAGAUACUUACGAUUAUUUCUCAAAAAGUGAGGUGUCUUUUAUUGCGACUUUUAUUUUUAUAGGCACCUUUGUUUUUGGAGCUGUUGGUGUGGUAUUUUUCUUGAUACACUAUUAUGAUAAAAUAAAAGAUGAGGAAGAGAAGAAGAGGGGCGACUGCUAUAGAGAGUCAGUAAUAAGAAAGUCUGCUAAAAAGGAAUGCAUUUUUAUGGUUUCCGCCAUCGAAUGGAUAGAUAAAAACACCACCAGAAAAGUCUUAAUAAGACUCAUUGACAACAAAAUUGAAUUGGAAUCUUUCAGCGGUAGAAGGUGUAGGUCUUUUCCGUUGAAACGAGGAGAAAAAAUAACGAUAUAUUAUGUAAUGGAUGAACCCACUUUGGUGAUACAAAUGGAAAAUAGAUACGACUUGGUUUUAAAGUUUGAAGCAGAUUCAAUGCGUCGUGAAGCAGGAAGAAGGAUCGAACAAUUAAUUAGUGAGUUGGAAAUGCAAAAAACCAAGGUAGAGAACUAUAGUUUCAGAUGCAUACAUCUUUGCACCCAGAAAGAAAGACAGGAACAAUUAGAGAAGUUCUUUAGAGUUGUGUUCGAUCAAGCCUUUGAUAUAAAUAACGCUUCUAAAAAAGAUAAAGAGAUUUUUAAAUUUAAUAAGGACAAAAAAGACAUUGUUCACUUCCAACUGACAAUUGAAGAAUUCGCCGAAUCUUUGGGAAUGAAAGCCAAUAACAUAUUCGUGACAAAAUUGUUCGACUUAACAGACAAAGACAAAAGUGGAACCAUAAAUUAUGAAGAGUUUCUAUCUUUACUUGCCAUACUUGCCAAAGGUGACGAAAAGAAGAAGGCUUCGUUGUUAUUUAAAAUACAUGACUUAGACAACACAGGAUCCGUAUCAAAAGAGCACUUCAAGAAAAUGAUGAAAUCCUUUUUAGAAACUACAACAGAAAACGUUGAUGACAAAAAUUUAGAAACGUCCAUAGAAGUGAUGUUGAAAAAUGCUAAUUUUGAGCAUAAGGAUAUGUUUUCGUUGGAAGAUUUUCAAAAAAUAAUUGGUGAUGACGUUCUUAAUAAAACUUCUCUUGGAUUCAGCGGUGUCAAAAACUCCUUUUUCGACAAAGUCACCAAGGAAAUGUCAAAGAUUUAUGUUGGAAGAGGCAAACUUCAGAAUAAUCAACAAGAUACCACCAAUGUGAUAGACAAGGAAGAAGGGAUGACAAUUAAGAAGAAUGAAACGCAUGAAAUCAAUCCCAUCAUCAAAUACAUAGAAUUGCAUGCCAAAGAAAUUUUCUUUGAGUUACUAUACACACUUGUACUGUUAGCCAUUUUUGCUGAAAGAGCCUACUAUUAUUCGGUGGAAAGAGAACACUCUGGGCUUAGAAGAAUAGCAGGGUAUGGAGUAACAGUAACAAGAGGUGCUGCAUCAGCCAUGAUGUUUACAUACUCAUCUUUAUUGGUCACGAUGUGCCGAAACACUUUUACUUACUUAAGAAAUACCCAUCUGAGUUAUUACUUUCCCUUUGAUUCCAUGGUUACAAUACAUAAAUUUAUCGGUGUAUGGGCCUUUGUUUUCACAUUAAUACAUAUAAUAGGACACGCCUUUAAUUUCUACCACAUCUCAACUCAAACAGCCGACGACCUGACAUGCUUGUUCAGGAAUUUCUUCCAUUCGACUCACGAACUACCAAAAUUCCACUACUGGUGUUGGCAAACUAUAACUGGUUUCACCGGCGUUGUUUUGACGUUAAUUUGGGCAGUAAUGUACGCCUUUACUUUUCCAAUAGUCAGAACCAAAAUUUACAAUUGGUUUUGGUACACCCAUAACUUGUACCCUUUGUUCUUCGUCUUUAUGAUCCUUCAUGGUACCGGAAGGUUGAUCCAAACUCCUUUCACCCAUUACUACCUUCUUGGUCCACUAAUUCUAUUCAUUAUUGACACCCUAAUAAGUGUUUUCAGAAAAAAAAUUGCCAUACCAGUAUUAAAGGCAGAAAUAUUGCCCUCAGACGUAACCAUGUUGAAGUUUGUAAAACCACGAGGAUUCCAAUACAAAUCAGGUCAGUGGAUCAGAAUAGCUUGCACGGCUCUUAACCACAACGAAUACCAUCCAUUUACAAUAUCUUCAUGCCCGCAAGAGAAAGAAUUAACCGUACAUAUAAGAGCUGUCGGUCCCUGGACGAGGCUUAUCCGAGAAGUCUAUCAGUCGGUUUUACCUGAAAAUGAGCUUCCAAAGAUUUAUAUAGAUGGGCCAUUUGGUGACAGCCACCAAGACUGGUACACUUAUGAGAUUUCAAUUUUGAUAGGAGGUGGUAUUGGAGUCACACCUUUUGCCAGUAUCUUAAAAGACAUUGUUGGAGGGCGCUCUGACAAUAAUAUAUGCAAGAAGGUUUACUUCAUGUGGGUUGCCCGAACUCAGAAACAAUUUGAAUGGAUGUUGGAUAUUAUAAGAGAAGUUGAAGAUAAGGACGAAAAAGGACUGAUCAGUUGUCACAUUUUUAUCACAGAGUUUUAUCAGAAAUUUGACUUAAGAACCACCCUUUUAUACGUUUGUGAAAAUCACUAUCAAAGAUAUUACAAUAAGUCAAUGUUUACCAAUUUAAAGGCAGUUACUCAUUUUGGCAGACCUAAUUUUAAUAGGUUAUUUAAGACAAUAGAAGACAUGCAUCCAGAGGUUGAUCGAUUUGGAAUAUUCAGUUGUGGACCUCCAACUCUAAGCCACGGAGUGGAUCAAUCAGUAGCUGAGUUAAAUAAAACGAAGAAACUAUUUGAACAUCAUUUCAAAAACUUUUAAGGUUGUACGAAUAUUAUUCUUAGUAGUUAAGACAUGGAAAAGUAAUUAGAUGUUUUGUUUCAAUAUACAGAUAAAAAAUAAUAUUGAAUUAUUUUAACAGUA